GAUCACGCCUCUUGAGUGCUGUGCCUUUAAGAUCCUCUGGGGGCGGGUUGUCAGCCACCCGCCCUCAUUCGCUGACUGCCCAAGCGCGGGUGGCUGGAACACUGAAUUUGAGGAAGAACCUGCAGGGUGAUCGAGUCGCCUGGCUUGUGGACAACAGCCAUGCCCGACACACACUGAGCGGACGUUGCCCGGGCGCAAGUCGCAUUGGCCAUGGGCAACUUCCAGCUGGAAGACUUCGCGGCGGGCUGGAUCGGAGGUGCAGCCAGUGUCAUUGUUGGCUACCCUCUGGACACAGUCAAGACUCGCCUGCAGGCUGGUGUUGGCUAUGGGAACACAUUCAACUGUAUCCGCACGGUGUACAAGAGGGAGAGUGUGUUUGGCUUCUUCAAGGGCAUGUCCUUCCCUCUGGCCAGCAUUGCUGUCUACAACUCGGUGGUGUUCGGGGUCUUCAGUAACACCGAACGGUUCCUCAGCCAGCAUCGCUAUGGGGAGCCCGAGGCUGGCCCUGGCCGAAGUCUGUCUGACCUACUCCUGGCUAGCAUGGUGGCUGGUAUGGUCUCUGUUGGGCUGGGUGGUCCCGUGGACCUCAUCAAGAUCCGACUGCAGAUGCAAACACAGCCGUUUCGGGAAGCCAACCAUGGAUUGAAGUCCAGGGCAGUGGCCCUAAGGUAUCAGGCAUCGUACCAGGGACCAAUACACUGCAUCACAACCAUUGUGCGGACUGAGGGCCUGGCAGGGCUAUACCGGGGAGCCAGUGCCAUGCUGCUCAGGGACAUCCCAGGAUAUUGCCUCUACUUUAUUCCCUAUGUGUUCCUGAGUGAAUGGAUCACACCUGAGGCCUGUACAGGGCCCAGCCCUUAUGCUGUGUGGCUGGCAGGUGGCAUUGCAGGAGCGAUUUCCUGGGGGACAGCAACUCCAAUGGAUGUUGUGAAAAGUCGACUCCAAGCUGAUGGGGUCUAUCUAAACAGAUACAGCGGAGUCCUGGACUGCAUCUCCCAGAGUUACCGUCAAGAAGGCUUGAAGGUGUUUUUCAGGGGUCUCACUGUGAAUACUGUGCGUGGCUUCCCCAUGAGUGCGGCCAUGUUCCUUGGCUAUGAGCUCUCCCUGAAGGCACUCCACGACUACACUGUGACAAGCCCAUGAGUGUAAGGCUACUCAGAACAGACAUGAAACUCAGUGAGAACUGUGUAAGGCUCUCCAUUUCUCUCCCCAGCCCAGAGUGCUGGAAGGAAGCAGCAGACCAUGGACCAAGCAUCCACCAUCAUCUCUUUCAGCUCUGGAUUAGAACCUGUGAAAAACUGGAGCAAAGUAUCUGUGCCCCUGAAUGCUGAAAACACAGAAGAGGCUUGCGGAGAAGCUUGAGCUGGCUCCGUGCUUCCAAAUAAAAGCACUGAAUGCCCUUUGGGUUAUUUCUUUGUCACAUGCCUCUACCUGGAUUUUGGGAGGCCUUGGUCACCCCCAUUUCUGCUCAGGUUAGGUCUGUGGAAAUGUUGCCAGCUCAGAGAGAAACCAGCUCCAUGCAGUCUGGUAAUGGAACUAAGGGGGUAGUAUCAUUUUUUCCCUGGUCCUUGAUGGUGUGCAGAGAAGGCACAGUGGCUGGAAAGGAUCAUGUAGGAGAGAGAAAUCCAAAGGUUUUCAGGCCUGAGCAGUAGUGUGUAUUGGUGUCAUGAAUGGCAGAUGGCAGCCCAGGCUUGCAGGAGGUAGUGUUCUCUGGACCUGACUUUUAUAUAGAAACGGUAAUAAAAUGCACAUG
This is a messenger RNA of Onychomys torridus (southern grasshopper mouse), 1753 nucleotides long. RefSeq names its product solute carrier family 25 member 48 (gene Slc25a48). Gene Ontology annotation, biological process: transmembrane transport. The record is from RefSeq and is a predicted model, not a curated record. Gene Ontology annotation, molecular function: transmembrane transporter activity. Lineage: Eukaryota; Metazoa; Chordata; Mammalia; Rodentia; Cricetidae. Gene Ontology annotation, cellular component: mitochondrion.